Rotaria sp. Silwood1 is the source of this 921-nucleotide messenger RNA. NCBI's taxonomy places the organism in Eukaryota, Metazoa, Rotifera, Eurotatoria, Philodinida, Philodinidae. The record is from the annotation of a GenBank genome assembly.
AUGCCUGCAAGUUCGAUUAAUAUUCAUCCCAAUGCAAAAUGGUCACAGAAUGGUAUCACUGUUGCUGGAGGAAAUGGAUGGGGCAGUGAAACCAAUCAACUCAACUCUCCAUGGGGUUUGUACGUCGAUGAUGAUCAAACGAUUUAUGUCGCUGAUUAUUCGAAUCAUCGUAUUGUGGAAUGGAAAUCUGGUGCAACGAAUGGAAAAGUAGUUGCUGGUGGAAAUGGACAAGGAAAUGGGGCUCAUCAAUUAAAUGGCCCACGAGAUGUGAUUAUCGACAAAGAGACCGAUAGUCUCAUCAUCAGUGAUUGGGAGAAUGACAGAGUAGUUCGUUGGCCUCGUCGAAAUGGUACUCGUGGAGAAACAAUUAUUUCAAAUAUCUCUUGCUGCGGUUUGACAAUGGACGACAAUGGUUCUCUCUAUGUCGUUGACAUUGAAAACCAUGAAGUGAGACGAUAUAAAAUUGGUGACACUAAAGGAACAGUGGUUGCAGGUGGCAAUGGAAAAGGAAAUCGUCUCGAUCAACUCUCUAAUCCCCGCUACGUAUUUGUCGAUCGAGACCAUUCAGUUUAUGUGUCUGAUUUUUGGAAUUAUCGUGUAAUAAAAUGGGAAGAAGGUGCAAAACAAGGCAUUGUCGUAGCCGGUGGUCAAGGAGAAGGAAAUAGUCUUACACAAUUGAAUGAACCUCGAGGAGUCGUGGUCGAUCAAUUGGGUACUGUCUAUGUGGCUGAUUCUUGGAAUGAUAGAAUCAUGCGUUGGCCAAAAGGAGCCACACAGGGAAGUGUCAUUGUUGGUGGAAACGGUCAAGGAGCACAGUCGAAUCAACUCGAUCGUCCCAUAGGUUUAUCAUUUGAUCGACAUGGCAAUCUCUAUGUCGUCGAUUGGGGAAAUCAUCGAGUACAAAAAUUUAAUAUCGUAUGA